UUCAACAAGUGUUGGCGACAGUUGUUUAGGUUAUGAUGCGAUGUGACGUAUAGGCAUACACACCCAGCAACACUGCAUCAUCUCGCAACACGGCCAACACAGACAGGGCGCCGCUGACAGGAUGGCUCCGUUCCAGAAGGGGAACGUGCCCAGCAUGGGCAGCACGAUCGUCCGGCCAUCUCGCAGGAGGACGGCCAAGUAUCAGACCAUGGAACCCUCCGAAAUGAUGUCAGUGAGGCAGAGCAUCCGCAGCUUCAACAUCACCACGCGGAUGCCCUCCUUGCCGGCCGAGCGGCUGCUGGAGCUGCCACUGCGCCUGUCCCUGAAGAAGCCACUGACCACAUCUCAGAAUGGACACAAGAGUGACCUCUUGACCUGGCUCCAGGAAAAGCACCUCAUCACUCAGAAUGACACGUUUCUCACCGAUGGCAAGGCCGAGAUUGUGCACAACGACCAGCAGGCAGACGGAAAGCAGCAAUCGUACUGCGUGAUCACGACGCGUUUCAACAAGCCCUUCAUGUACCGCAUGAGCUGCUGCCGCGCCCUGCUCGUGCUCGCUCCGCAGAACCCCGUGCGCUGGCUCGCAGUGCGGCUCAUGACCAACCAGAUGUUCGACUCAUUCAUCAUCCUGACGAUCUUCGUCAACAUGAUCAUCCUGGCGACAAACAAAUCCUAUCCACUGGCCGAUUACAUUUUCACGACGAUCUACACGGGGGAGUUUCUCAUCAAGACGCUGGCUCGGGGCUUUGUCUUCCACCCGUACUCUUACCUGCGCAACGCGUGGAACUGGCUCGACUUCAUCGUCAUCAUCCUCGCGUACAUGACGAUCGCCUUCCCUUUCCUUCCGGGCCUCUCAGCUCUGCGAGCCUUCAGAGCUCUCAAGAUGAUCGCCAUCCUCCCAGCACUGAAGACGAUCGUGGGGGCCAUUUUCAAGUCGGCGGGGCUGCUCCUCAACGUGAUGCUGCUCAUGAUCUUCGCGCUCAUCAUCAUCUCGCUCUUCGGCCUGCAGAUCUUCCGCGGUGUGCUGCGUCAGAAGUGCGUAAUCCUGCCCGACCCGGCCACGAGCUCCCUCUCCGCUGCUGAGUGGAGCAACUACGUGCAAAACAAGUCAAACUGGCUGAUCACGGAUGACAUUGAAAUCAUGGUUUGUGGAAACGGCACUGGCACCAGUCACUGCCCCGCAAACUACACGUGUUUGCCAGACAUCGGUGAAAACCCAAACCAUGGGGCGACCAGCUUCGACAACUUUGGCUGGGCGAUGAUGACCUCCUUCCAGAUCAUCACCAUCGACUACUGGGAGAACUGCUACAAUAUGGUGCUGCGAGCCUCUGGGCAGUACUUCAUCGGCUUCUUCAUGGUGGUGAUCAUGCUGGGCGGCUACUACGUCGUCAACCUCGUGCUGGCCGUGGUGGCCUCCUCGUAUGAGCGCGAGCUGCGGCACCACCAGCAGCUGCUGGACGAGGAGAAGAAGGAGCGGGCCGAGGCGGAGCGCAAGCAGAGACAGGUGGUGGAGGCCAUCAUGAGCGUGAAUAAGGAGGCGCACAUGCACAUGUCCACCCGGCAGCCAGGGGACCUCUCCGCGGACUCCAGCAUCUCCCAGGGCCUCGACCACUUGGGCGCAGGCUCCACCUUACAGCUCACCAGGCGCCCUCGGGAGAGACUCGUCGCCCGCCUGAACUCGCUACGCUGCUGCUCAGAAUUCGUGGCCUUCCGGCAACGGCUGCGCACCCUGGUCACCUCCAGCUUCUUCGAGACAUUCAUCACCAUUCUCAUCAUCACCAACACCAUCAUGAUGGCCAUCGACUACCACAAUGCCCCCUACAGCAGUGCCCUCGACGUCGGGAAUACGGUGCUGACGACCAUAUUCAUAGCGGAGGCAGUGCUCAAGUUGACGGCUCUCUUUCCCGUCGUCUACUUCCGCUUGGGCUGGAACAUCUUUGACUUCUGCGUGGUGAUUACGAGCGUGGUGGAGUGGAUUCUCGACUCCAUGAGCAACACCAACAUCAACAUCUCCAUCAUCCGUACAUUCCGCAUUCUGAGAGUGUUCAAGCUGGCGAAGAAGUGGAAGACGCUCAACCUCCUCAUCCGUGUAAUGAAGAGCGCCAUCGGCGAGAUGCGAAACCUCACCGUCAUCUUUGCCCUGGUCAUCUACAUCUUCGCCGUCAUUGGCAUGCAGCUCAUCGGCCGAGACUACUACACCAACCGGAACAAAUUCUCCAGCGGGCAGGUCCCCAGAUGGAACUUCCUGGAUUUCUACUCCUCCUUCCUCAUGGUGUUCCGCGUGCUGUGCGGCGAGUGGAUCGAGCCGCUCUACGAAUGCCUCGUGUGCUCCAACAUCUAUUACUGCGUCCCUCUCUUCAUCCUCACCUACGUCGUCGGCGGCUUCUUGGUGCUGAACCUCUUCCUCGCUCUGCUGCUCGCCUCGUUCGGCGGGGACAACCUCAAGGCGAGGUCGAGCGGCGAGCAGACGGCGAAGUCGGCGAGCGUGAAGCACUUCCUGACGGGGUUCAAGCCGCGGCGCACGUUCCACAUCUCGACGAAGCCCUCGCGCUUCAGGCGCAGGAAGAUGGAGGCCGCCUCGCGUCGUGGCGAGCACGCUCGGCUCGACAUGGACGUUGGCACCUACCUUAACCUGCAUCGCAGCAGCGUGGCCAGCGUGCAGGCUACCCAGGAUUACAUUUACAUCGCUCCGGCAAAGCCCUUGGCUCACCUGGCGAGGACGCCCACGUCCGACGAUGUGAGCCCCGAAGUGAGGAACUCCUGGCAGCGUCUGAACGACCUCCUGCACAGUUCCACCACGGCGGGGGGAACCGCGAGCCUCAAAAACAACUCUGUCAUCCUUGACCCGGCCAAGCUGGAGGGAGGCUCGGUCCGCAGCAGCGCCCACAGCCAAGAGUCCAAGUCGUGGAGCGAGGACGACUCUGAGGACGAGUCCGACGCGGAACACCAGCAGGCCGAGGGCCCGGAGCAGCGCGUCCAGGUGCCGCCCUGUUUCUCCGCCAGCUGCAUUUGCUUCUGCCACCGCCAGCGACGUCGCGACUCCGACGUGGAGCGAGCAGUAGGCAGCGACGAUGGAGAAGGACGAGGUCGGCACGGGGAAGAGCCCUCGGGUGGGGAGGCGAGCACGGGGCGGCAGGGCGGCGACGGAGGCCGGGAGGGAAGUGGCCCAGGGUGCUGUGGUGGGUGCGUGGGAGCAUUCAACGCGGUGAGGCGCAUGGUGUUUCGCCUCUGCCAAACGACGGGCUUCAAUGGGAUAGUGCUCUUCAUGGUCAUCUUGAGCAGCUUCACGUUGACGCUGGACGACAAGUACAACAGCAGCAACGCGCAGCUUAUGCAGGUGCUCCGCUACAUGGAUCUCUUCUACAUGGCGUUUUUCUCCAUGGAAAUGUUCCUCAAGAUGAUAGGCCUCGGCCUCCACAAGUACUUCACCAGCUUCUGGACUCUACUUGACUGCUUCUUAGUCUUGGUGUCAUGGUUGAAUCAGCUGGCGAGUGCGGUGCCUGCCCUCAAGUCGCUGAGGUCCCUGCGCACACUCAGGGCCUUGAGGCCCCUCCGAGCCAUCUCCCGGUGGAAGGGCAUGAGGUUGGUGGUGAACGCUCUGGUGACCUCCAUCCCGUCCAUCUCCAACGUCAUGCUGAUGUGCCUGCUCUUCUGGAUGGUGUUCGGCAUCGCCGGGGUGCAGCUCUUCGGAGGGAAGUUCUUCCGCUGCAUCGACGUCGAGGGCAAUCGCCUGCCAGCCACGGAGGUCGCGAACCGCACGGUGUGCGAGAGCCUCGCGAACGAGGGCUACCUUUGGGUCAACGCCAUCAUCAACUACGACAACAUCCUCUCUGCUUACCUGGCUCUCCUGCAAGUGGCCACGCUCGAAGGAUGGAUUGAACAGAUGGCGGACGCCUCGGAUUCGACGGGGGUCGAUCAACAACCAUCCUACAAUGCCAACAUCUACUCCCAGAUGUUCUUCAUCAUAUUCGUAAUCAUCGGAUCGUUCUUCAUCCUCAACCUCUUCAUCGGAGUUGUCAUCGACAACUUUAACUCCGUGCACAAGAGGUCUCACAAGGAAGGUGCGCUGAUGGCACUCCUGACAGAAGAUCAGCAGAAGUUCUACAAAACCAUGCGACGGCUGUACAGGAGCAAGCCUUCCAAGAGCAUCCCGCAGCCCCAGAACCGUGUCCUGAGGUUCUUCUACGUGCUGGUGCACCGCCGGCUCUUCGAGUACAUCUCCACUGCCGUCAUCUCCCUCAACAUGGUGCUGCUCGCUUCAGAGCACUACAACCAGAGCGAAAGCUUCACCAACAUUACCAAGAUCAUCAACCUGGUCUUCACCGUCCUCUUCAUGCUGGAGGCUGCGCUGAAGAUCCUGGGGAAUCGAAUCCACUACUUCCGCCAGCCGUGGGACAUCUUUGACUUUUUUGUGGUGUGCAUCUCCUUAACAGAGAUCGUCCUGGAGACCAUGGCGUCACGCUUGAACUUCUCGCCGGCGAUCCUGCGCGUGUUCCGCGUGGUGCGGCUCGUGCGCCUGCUGCGCCUCAUCCGCUCCGUGGGCGGAAUCCGCAAGCUCAUCUACACGCUCGUCAUCUCGCUGCCAGCCCUCAUCAACAUCGGCCUCCUCCUCCUGCUCAUCAUGUUCAUGUACGGCAUCCUCGGAGUGAGCAUCUUCCGCGAUUUGCCCUACCGUGGCUCCGUCACCAGCAUGGUGAACUUCGAGACAUUCGCCAACAGCAUGACGCUCCUAUUCCGGCUCAACACGGCCGGCGGCUGGAACGACGUCAUGGGCUCUGUCCUGGGCACCGAGACGCAGAACGCCAUCCUCGUCAUCGCGUAUUUCACCACCUUCGUGAUCUUUAGCAACAUCAUCAUCAUCAACAUGUACGUGGCCAUCAUCCUGGAGAACUUCAACGAGGCUCAGGAGCAAGAGGAGACGGGCGUGACGGACGACGACAUCGACAUGUUCUACCGCGUGUGGGGGAAGUUCGACCCGCUGGCCACGCAGUUCCUGGCCUGCGAGCAGCUGCCCAACUUCUUCGACGCGCUCAAGAGGCCCUUCCGCAUCCCCAAGCCCAACACGGUGAAGAUCGCCGCCCUGCAGCUCGCCAUCGUCGAGGGCAACAAGGUGCACUGCCUCGACGUGCUCCGGACGAUGACGCGAGUCAUCUUCGGGCGCGUGGUCAAGACGGAGCACCUGCGCCAGCUCAGCAGGCAGGCGCAGGAGAAGGUGAUGCGGCGCUUCCCGCUGCGCAGGAUCAUGCACGUGGUGAGCACCACGCUGGCGCUGCGGCGCGAGGAGAAAGCCGCGCACGUCAUCCAGCGAGCGUUCCGCCACUGGCGCGGGCACCAGGCGCAGGGCCAGGAACCGAGGGGGUGCCGCGCGUCCCUCCGCUCGCGCCGCGGGGGCGGCUGCCGCGCCGGCGCCAAGGGCGCUGGCGCCGACCCCACCGAAGGAGGAGGAGGAGGGGGGGUUGAGUUCUCGGAGGUGGUGAGCUGCUGCAAGGUGAUGAACGGCUGGAAGGUGAAGAGCUUCGCGGCGCGCCGAUCCACCGUCAGGAAUGCGACGUGAGCGGCAAGCCGUGGGGAGUUGGGCACGAGCGCGUUCAACCGUCGAGCGAUUAAACGACGCUGUUAAUUAAGCGUGCGACAGGGCCGCGCUGUUUUCAAGCCGUGUUUACUCUAUGAUAGAGGUUUUGGGGUUAGAUCUCGUAAAUAUAUAAAAUGUGUCGUUAAAACCCGCCACCACCCGACACAGCCAACUAGUAAGGGUUGUCACGUAAACAGAACGUGCCAAUUCGUCACUAGUACAGCAACACCGGUGUGUUGGAGAGCCAAUCCACAACAUUUACAAUCUGAGUACGACGUUCCACCAGUAAUUACAACUAGCUUCAUCAGGCGACACAUUUUAUAGUUUUAACGACAGAUUUGAUAUAUUUACACGAUCUAACCCAAAAACGUCUAUUAUGGAUGAUAUUAGUCGUGAAAGCCUACGUGUUUAACGUAUUUACUCUGUUUUUAAAGUGUGGGAUUUAUGUGCAAUGUGUGUGCGUGCGAGUGUCUAUAUUUGUAUGCUGAACGGACGUAGGCUGAGUAAUUAGUUUGUCUACAGAAAUGAAAUGUACGUAUUCUGUUUGAUUCAAUCCCGUUGUUGAUUUGAUGAAUUGACACAUUUCGGGGUCAUGGUUUGAUUCAACCGUCCCGUUUUUGUGUCUUGUGUAUUGUAGUCUCGUGCUGUUCAUCGUUUAUUUGUGCAUCUCGUCUGUACGAUUUUGCUUGCUACAUUAGCUUCAUUGCAAUAUUACCGGAUCGUUUUCAAACAAUACAUUGUCUAAGUGAUUUAUUGCAUCAUAGACAGAUCUCAGGUGGUGCUCAUUUUUUUCUUACAACCCUGAGCCAGUGGUGGAAAUUCCACAUUUCUAUGACAAGAGUGAGUCAAUCCAUACAUAGGACAACCAAUGUUGAAUUUACACAAAGUGGUCCCUAUUGUAUCGAUUACAGAGGGAUGAUGGGCUGAGUCAACCUCCAACGCAGGAUUUUAACUUCGCACGAUCUGAUUGUGGUCCAAUCCGCUAUCUAGCCAGUUGUGUACAAUUUCCUUAAACAAUAAAUGGUCGAUAAUUAUCACGUGCACCAUUCAAUUAACGUUACCCAGUGCGUACACACCCGUAGAUGCAAUCGUGGCCGUGCAUUGUAUUGCUGAGGACACUACACAGAUGGUAGGCUUCUCAGUCUAUCCACAGAGUUAUCUUCUUUCAGCUUACUGGAUAUUAGCACAGAGAGGUUCCAGCAUACCAGACCCGAGUAAGGGCCUUUCCAUGGUCACUGCAUAGAUGACACGGUGAAGCUGACCUUUGUGAUGAUUAUUAUAAAGCUUAUAGGGAAACAGUGAUGUUGUUUCCUCUAUUAAAGCACGUCAUUGUCCUUUGUUGGUAAUCCAAGAUGUGCAGACUCUCAGGCAGGCACGGAGUUGGGGGUGGGGAUCAAAAUAGCUGCCUCGGGCACAAAAUCUGCGAGAGGCGCCAACAAUUGUACAGAGUACGACCACGUCGUUUUUUUCACUUAAUUUUACAGAUGUGUCACAAAGCGUGCAUGUAAUGAAUAUCUAGACAGAGAUCCCCCGUGUAGCCUUAACAGACCGUUGGGGCAAGUGCUGUUAGCGAGCACCGAUUAAGGCCGGGCAUGGCACACGAGGGAGUGGAUGGCCAGAAACCACGCCCGGUCGCCUUUGUCUCUCACGUGGCGAUAUUUACACAUCACACCAGGUAAUCAUUUGAGGCUGAGUCGACCUCGGGGAGGCCAGGGACCGGUUCAGAAAAUCGUCACUGGUAUUGGCCGUGAGCGGGAAUCGAACUCAGAGCGUCGGGUUCGUAGCGCAGCGUGCUCACCGCUCCACUGCCGUAAUGAAUAACACACGCACACGUGAGUCACGUGAUUAAUAACACACGCACGUGAGUCACAUGAUUAAUAACAAAUGGCAACAGUUUUUGGGGCUUUUACCAAAAGAUGAGUUUCACGGGGCACAACAUUCUUAAUUCACCCACAGCACCAUUCACAUUUCAGCCUCGGCCUGCUACCAGACACAAACACAGGCCUGAAAAUUAUAUCUCAAAAAUAUAAUCAAGCAAAUUGGUUGCUCUGGGUGGAGUGGGUACGCAGUGUUUUCAUGCACUGCACGAUGAACCUGGCAACCUCAGUUCAAUUCCCUGGCAUGGCCAACUUCGAUAGAGAGUCCAAUACCACCACUUAACCGAAAUUGCACACACGGAGAGGCCUCCAUCCAGCAGUGGAUUAACAAAUUGACUCUGGGUAGACCGCCCAGCUGACAUUGAUUUUCAACACUUGUCGACAGCUUUGCGAACUGCCACUUUUGGUGCCAAUCCACUGCACGAGAAGCGGACGACGCUGCACCUC
Lethenteron reissneri (Far Eastern brook lamprey) is the source of this 7896-nucleotide messenger RNA. Its product is annotated as sodium channel protein 1 brain-like. Gene Ontology annotation, biological process: membrane depolarization during action potential; sodium ion transmembrane transport; neuronal action potential. NCBI's taxonomy places the organism in Eukaryota, Metazoa, Chordata, Hyperoartia, Petromyzontiformes, Petromyzontidae. The record is from RefSeq and is a predicted model, not a curated record. Gene Ontology annotation, molecular function: voltage-gated sodium channel activity. Gene Ontology annotation, cellular component: voltage-gated sodium channel complex; plasma membrane.